Didymosphaeria variabile is the source of this 540-nucleotide messenger RNA. RefSeq lists its product as uncharacterized. The transcript has a single exon. The record is from RefSeq and is a predicted model, not a curated record. Bases 1 to 540 code for a protein of 179 amino acids. Lineage: Eukaryota; Fungi; Ascomycota; Dothideomycetes; Pleosporales; Didymosphaeriaceae.
AUGGCAGCUCCUUCUGAGAAGACACUCCAAUCCCUCUCCGGGAAAUGGACGCUCAACAAAGCAUCGUCAGAUGACUUCAUCCAGAUUUUAGCGCUCCAAGGAGUCAACAUACUCAUUCGGAAAGCCGCCUCGGCUGCAUCUGUCCAUCAGAGCAUCACACAACCAGACCCGCAACACAUUGAGGCUGUGCAGUCCGUGACCGCGGGAAAGAUCCCCGGCACAACAGAAAAAUACAUCCUUGACUGGGAAUGGCGCAGCAACAACGAUCCUCUAUUCGGAGAGGUACAAGGUCGGAGCCGAUGGUUGGGCGGUGAACAAGCGAAAAGGUUGGAGAUCGGAGACGGUGAAUGGAUUGAGGGCGAUAGUGAGGGGAAAAUAAUGCAUGCGCAAGGUAAAGCAGCCAAUGGAAAGUGGGAAGCUGACCAUCUGUGGGGGUUUGAGAUUGUCGAUGGGGAGAGAAAGCAUACGAGACGCGCAAGAGUGAAGAAUGACCAAGGAAAAGAACUCAAAGUCAAGAUGGUGUACGACUUCGAAGGGUGA